AUGCCGAACGAAAUCAAAGAUAUCACCACCCGCGACGAAUCGUCCUUGCCCUACAUCUACGAGCAGAAUGUUUCAAUUUCCCUGAAAGACGAAUCAGGCCUCGUCCGCGUUAAUGUCUACCGUCCCAAGGGCUCAGAAAAGGUCCCCGUCCUAGUAACAUAUGGACCUUAUGGAAAGGAUAUCCCUUACAAGGACUUCCACCCCCAGAGCUACAGCGAGGUCAACCCCGAGCAACGCUCCGAGCAUUCGUCCUGGGAAACCCCCGACCCAAAGUACUGGACCAGCCAGGGCUAUGCAGUCGUGCGUGCCGAUGAGCGUGGUACCGGACAGUCGGUCGGCAAGCUCGACACCAUGUCCCGAGGCACGAGCGAAGCCUUCUUUGACGUGGUGGAAUGGGCUGCCGAGCAGCCUUGGUCUUCUGGAAAGGUCGGUCUACUGGGAAUCAGUUACUACGCCGGUAGCCAAUGGCGUGUUGCAGCGCGACAACCGAAAGGACUCUCUUGUAUCAUUCCCUGGGAAGGCAUGUCGGACUAUUACCGCGAUCGAUGCCGACACGGUGGAAUCCUGGCCAACUCAUUCAUCAAGUUCUGGUGGGAUCGCCAGGUCGGCGAUCUGUCUGAAGAAGAACUCAUUCAAAACCGUCAAGACCAGACGAUCGAUAACGCGGAGAACAAAUUCCGCGACGAUCUGUACUAUGCCUCUAAGGAGUAUAGCAUGUCGGAUAUCCAAGUCCCGCUUCUAUCAGUCGCAAAUUGGGGCGGAAUCCUCCUCCACCUCCGCGGUAACGUCGAAGGAUGGACACAAGCAGGCUCGGAACUAAAAUACCUCCGCUUCAUCGCCGGCCGCCACGAUCUCCCCUUCUACUACUCAGAAGAAGUCGAGAUCCAACGCAGUUUCCUCGACGCAUUCUUGAAAGACGACGACCGCGCCGGCUGGUCAACAGGCAAAGCACCCAAAGUCGACAUCCUCCUCCGCAAAGGGGAUGUAGGAUUCAACAACGCAGAAGCAGAGAAGACAUUCCCCCGACGCAUCGAGCACGAGUGGCCAAUUGCGAGAACCCAGUAUACGAAAUUCUACCUAACAUCAACCAACGAGCUGAGCACCCACGCAUCAAUCGAGAAAAAGAGCACCAAAAUCUCCUACGCGGCUCUGGGCACGAUCGAGAAUCCCUCUCUCAUCCAAUUCAAGACCGCACCUUUCGAAAAAGAAACUGAAAUCACAGGCCACAUCGUCACACACCUUAACGUAUCAAUGAGUGCAAACCCCGGCUCCACCACACCGCAAGAUCUAGAUCUCUUCGUGACACUGCGCCACAUUUCACCAGCUGGAAAGGAAGUCUUUUAUACCGGCACAGCUGGUGACCCCGUACCUCUUUGCAAGGGUUGGUUACGCGUGAGUAUGAGGAGGGUGAAUGAGAAACAUGCCCGCCAUCGGGAAUAUUUGCCACACCGCGAUUAUUGUUCUAGUGAUGUUUUGCCUGUUUUGCCGGGCGAGGUUUAUCCGGUUGAUGUGGAGGUUUGGCCUACGAAUGUUGUUGUUGAGAAAGGGGGACGGAUUGUUUUGGAGGUUUCUAGUGGUGAUACGCAGGGGUCGGGUAUCUUUUUGCAUAAUUCCGUGGUUGAUCGGUCGGUUGAGCGGUUUGAUGGGAUGAAUCAUGUUCAUUUUGGGAUUGGGGAGAAUCAUGUUACUCUUCCUAUUAUUUCGUGA
Penicillium cosmopolitanum is the source of this 1707-nucleotide messenger RNA. RefSeq names its product CocE/NonD family hydrolase. NCBI's taxonomy places the organism in Eukaryota, Fungi, Ascomycota, Eurotiomycetes, Eurotiales, Aspergillaceae. The transcript has 2 exons. Gene Ontology annotation, molecular function: dipeptidyl-peptidase activity. The record is from RefSeq and is a predicted model, not a curated record. Bases 1 to 1707 code for a protein of 568 amino acids.